CAAUGGACCAAGCGCCGCCCGAGACAUCUCGACCGCUGUGGCGCGAGGAAGCGACGCAGCUCCUGCGCUUGGCGGUGCCCGUCAUGGCAACGUUCAUCCUCGGGUACCUUCCAGGUGUGCUGAGUCUCAUCUUUGUCGGUCACAUCAACCACCCGGACGCCAAAGAGUACCUCGCGGCCGCCUCGCUCAGCGACAUGUUCUUCAACGUCACGGGGUACAGCAUCGGCCUCGGACUUGCGAGCGCCAUGGACACGCUGGCGUCCCAAGCUUUUGGCGCGGGCAACGUCAAGCGCAUCGGCAUCCUGCUGCAAACUGGUAGCCUCGUGCUCUUUAUUGUCUGCGUACCCAUUGCCGUGCUCAACCUCAGCUCCACUCACGUGCUUCUCGCCCUCGACCAGCCCACAAAUGUGGCCGCGCUCGCAGGCCCAUACUCGACGUGCCUUGUCUUCGGCCUUCCCUUUUUGUACGCCUACGAGCUCCUCAAGCGCGCACUGCAAGCGCAAAACAUUGCCUGGCCGAUGCUCUACAGCACGCUGCUCGCCAAUGCCGUCAACGCGGUUGUCGGCUACCUCUUGGUGUACCAUACAUCGGUGGGAUACCUCGGCGCCGCCAUCGGCCGCGCGAGCGCCAUGAUGUCGCUGCCGCUCAGCUUGCUCCCGUACUUUCAUGUGACACCCGGCGCAUGCGAUUUUUGGCCAGGGCUCCAUGGCCGCGCUGCCGUACGCGGCGUUGGCGAGUUUCUCGUCGUGGGCACGCCAGGCAUGCUCAUGAUGAUGUUCGAGUGGUGCAGCUUUGAGAUCCUCGCCCUCUUUGCAGGGGUGCUACCCAAUGCCGUGGUCGCGAUUGGCGCCAACGCCGUGACCGUCAACAUCUUUUCCGUCGUCGACUGGAUCUACUACGGACUCAACGUCUCGGCGACGGUGCGCGUCGGCAACGCGAUUGGCGGUGACGACGUUCCGCGAGCGCGCGCUGCCACGAGUGCUGCCCUCGCGACCGCCGCAGUGCUGGCUCUUUGCUUUGCAUCGCUUUUGCUUGCGACGCGCUGGGUGAUCCCAAACCUCUUUACAAACGAUCGUGACGUGUCUGCCUUGGUCGCGAGCGUCGCGGUCGUGCUCGUGCUCUUCCAAGUACCCCAAGGCGUCAACCAGACCAUGCAAGGCGUAUUGCGAGGCUACGGGCUCCAGAAUUACGGCGCCGUCAUCAACUGUGUCGCUUACAUGGGCAUUGGCCUUCCGGUGGCCUAUCUACUCGCGUUCACGAACGCUUAUGGCCUCCAAGGGCUUUGGAUGGGUAUGGGCAUCGGCUUUGCCUUUGCUGGCGCCUCGAGCUUGCUACUCCUGCGGUUCGCCAACAUUGACGGCGUGAUUGAGAAGAAGCAAGUCCAAACGCUUGAGGAACGGUCGCGCUACGUCAUUGUGUCGUAAAUCGCCAGAUUUUGAGAUUCGAUGUCGUUUGAUGUUGAGAUUCGUUUGAUGUUGA
Molecule: messenger RNA, 1479 nt
Organism: Saprolegnia diclina VS20
Lineage: Eukaryota; Oomycota; Saprolegniomycetes; Saprolegniales; Saprolegniaceae
Exons: 7
Biological process (GO): xenobiotic detoxification by transmembrane export across the plasma membrane
Cellular component (GO): membrane
Molecular function (GO): antiporter activity; xenobiotic transmembrane transporter activity
Source: RefSeq, a predicted model, not a curated record